Panicum virgatum (switchgrass) is the source of this 965-nucleotide messenger RNA. RefSeq names its product probable calcium-binding protein CML10. Gene Ontology annotation, molecular function: calcium ion binding. Lineage: Eukaryota; Viridiplantae; Streptophyta; Magnoliopsida; Poales; Poaceae. The coding region runs from base 44 to 415 and encodes 123 amino acids. The record is from RefSeq and is a predicted model, not a curated record. The transcript has a single exon.
AACCGGACAACAACGCUAGCAGAACAGCAAUCGACGAGCUAGCAUGUUGCCGGCACCCGGCACCACUAUAAAAGGAGGAAUCGAUAGAUCAACCUGCACUCCUACCAGAACAGCUAGCAAGAAAAGCACACCAGCCAUGGCGAUCCGGGGCGUCGCCUCCUCCCGCGAGGACAUGACGCUGGAGGAGUUCAAGGAGUGGCUCAAGCAGUUCGACGCCGACGGCGACGGCCGGAUCAGCCGGAACGAGCUCCGGGAGGCGCUCCGCCGCCGCGGCGGAUGGUUCACCACCUGGAGGAGCGGCCGCGCCCUUCGCCACGCCGACAAGAACAACAGCGGCUUCCUGGACGACUCCGAGAUCGAGAACCUCGUCGCCUUCGCCCAGAAAGAUCUCGGCAUGAAGGUAUCCACCUGGUAGAAGAGAACAACGAACCAAGCAGCGCAGGGGGACAGACAGCUGCACCAUCCUCCAGCAUCGAUCUGUGACAGAAUCUGGCUAUGAACUGAUCGAUGAGCCACCAGUGUGUCGUUGUAUUGUAGCGCCUAGUGUUAAGUUUAGUGUUUACGUGUGUAACCAGCUGCAUGAGGAUGGGCCUCCUCCACGGUACUGCAGAGGGACUCACCCUACUAAUGCAUGGGUCCCCCAGAUCAGUGGGAGUAGUGUGUUUGCAGUACUGCAGAGGAACCCCUUCCGCUACAUGCAUGAUGUAGAGUUGUGUGCGGCUAUGGCUAUAUCCAGAAAUACAAGAAAUUGAGAAACUGGACCUUCUCACGCCUCCUAGGUGAGAAGAUAUAAGUUUGAAUCCUUUAAACUUUGAAGGCGUGUACAAUGAAGGUGAUUAGGUGAAAAAAAAACAGUUUUUUCAGCAUGUCAUAUGCAUCAAGUUCCUACAGGGUGUGGGAUGAGAUGCUUAAGUUUCCAUGCACCCAAUACUUAAUAUGUGUUAACAAGGUGGGUUUUGUGCCAA